Messenger RNA from Kickxella alabastrina, 1401 nucleotides. Its product is annotated as alpha/beta-hydrolase. Gene Ontology annotation, molecular function: peptidase activity. The record is from RefSeq and is a predicted model, not a curated record. The transcript is spliced from 2 exons. NCBI's taxonomy places the organism in Eukaryota, Fungi, Kickxellomycota, Kickxellomycetes, Kickxellales, Kickxellaceae. The coding region runs from base 1 to 1401 and encodes 466 amino acids. Gene Ontology annotation, biological process: proteolysis.
AUGUAUGCUCUGGAACAUAUGCGCGGCUGGCCCUGCUAUGCUCGGGGAAAGGAACUUGUCGGCGGCCGAGUGUACGAGCGCUUCUUUAACUGUCCUCUGGAUUACUCGCAGCCCGACAGCGACCAGCGGGUGCGGGUAUUUGUCCGCCAUAUCGUGCCCCUAGGCAAAGAAGGAAAGGUGCACGAGCUGCCAUUCAUUCUCUACCUUCAGGGUGGGCCUGGCUACGAGUGCCAGCUGCCUGCCUCGGUCAAGGGCGGAUGGCAUGCUUUGGCAAUCAAGGAGGGCUACCAGAUCCUCCUUAUCGACCAGCGCGGCACCGGGCUGUCCUCGCCCAUCAACGCCGACAGCCUCGAGGCGCGUUUCACAACGACCAAUGAGAAGGCAGAGUACAUUAGCCAUUUCCGCGCCGACAACAUUGUGCGGGACUGCGAGUUUGUGCGCAAGGUCCUCUGCGAGGGCCGUGCUGACGGAGAGGCUAAAAAGCUGGCGCUGCUCGGCCAGUCGUUUGGCGGCUUCUGCAUUACAACAUACCUUUCACUGUUCCCUAACAGUAUCUCCAAGGCCUUCAUCACCGGUGGCGUCCCCCCACUGGUUGACAGCCCUGAUGCCGUGUACCAGGCGACGUACCAGCGCAUGCUUUCGCGAAACAAGCAGUAUUAUGAUAAGUACCCGCGCGAUAUCCAGCGCGUGCGCACCAUCAUUAAGCAUUUGAAUAUGACUGACGUGAAACUUCCCGAUAGCGGCACUUUGUCUCCGCGCAGGUUCCAGCAACUAGGCAUUUUCUUUGGCUUUACCGGCGGAUUUGACAAAGUGCACCAGCUGGUAUUCAAGGCCGCCGACGACCUUGCGACUACGGGCAAACUGACCACGCACACAUUGACGGCAAUUGCAGACUCGCAAAGCUUUGACACCAACCCGCUGUACUGCAUUUUGCACGAGUCCAUUUAUUGCCAGGAGGGUAAUGCGAGCCUGUGGUCUGCUCACCGCGUGCGCGAAAAGCAAUUUGCCGCUGAGUUUGAGCACUCCUGGGAUAUAAUCUCCACUCGCGAGGAUUCCUCGUCGCCUGUGUACUUUACCGGCGAGUCCGUGUACCCGUGGAUGCUUGAAGACUAUGCGCAGCUGCGUCGGUUGAAGGACGUCGGACAUGCGCUGGCGGAGCGCUCUGGCUGGGGCCAGCUUUAUGACACCUCGGUCCUGGCACGCAACACUGUCCCAGUUGCCGGAGUUACGUAUUACAACGAUAUGUUUGUUGAUUUCAAUCUCAGCGAGCAGACUGCAAACAGCAUUCAGGGCUUCAAGCAGUGGGUCACGAAUGAGUAUCACCACAAUGGACUGCGCGCCGACUCGCGCGUCAUGUCAUAUCUGGUUGACCUACUGCGCGGGGAUAUUACGGAUCUUUAA